UAAACCCAAUAACUGGUUGGGCCACCCUUAGCAGCAAGAACUGCAAUCAAGCAUUUGUGAUAACUGGCAAUGAGUCUGUUACAGCACUGUUUAGGAAUUUUGGUAAACCCAUCUUUGCAGAAUUGUUGUAAUUCAGCCACAUUGAAGGGUUUUUAUGCAUGAACUGCCUUUUUAAGGUCACACCACAGCAUCUCAAUAGGAUUCAGGUCAGGACUUUUACUAGGCCACUCCAAAGACCAAAUUUUGUUUUUCUUCAGCCAUUCAGAUGUAGACUUGUUGGUGUGUUUUGGAUCAUUGUCCUGCAGAACCCAAGAUCGCGAACAGAUGGUGGCACAUUGUCCUUCAGGAUUUUUUUUGGUAGACUGCAGAAUUGAUGGUUCCAUUUAUCAUGGCAAGUCUUCUAGGUCUUGAAGCAGCAAAACAGCCCCAGACCAUCACACUACCACCACCAUGUUUUACUCUUUGUAUGAUGUUCUUUUUCUGAAAUGCAUUGUUACUUUUAUGCCACAUGUAAUGGGACACAAACCGUUAAAAAUUUUCAACUUUUGUCUCAUCAGUCCACAGAGUAUUUUCCCAAAAGUCUUGGGGAUCAUCAGGAUAUUUUCUGGCAAAACUGAGAGCAUUUAUGGGUUUUUUUGCUCAGCAGCAAUGUUUUUUGUUUUGGAACUCUGCCAUGCAGGCCAUAUUGGCCCAGUCUCUUUCAUAUGGUGGAGUCAUGAACACUUAAAUGAGGCAAGUGAGACCCACAGUUCUUUGGAUGUUGUCAUGGGGUCUUUUGUGACAUCUUGAAUGAGUUGUGGCUUGGGGUAAUUUUGGUUGGCCGGCUACUUCUAGGAAGGUUCACCGCUGUUUCAUGUUUUUGUAAUUUGUGGAUAAUGUCGCUCACUGUGGUUUGCUGGAGUUCCAAAGAAAGAAAUGGCUUUAUAUGGCACAAUACCCUUGGAGUGCAAUGACCAAACCAAGAACUACAGCUGGUUCAUAGUUAAGGUGGGUGUUGUGACCGCAGCCCAGAGAUCUACACACAAAAAGGAAACAGUACUCAUCAUGUAGCUGCCAAAUACCAAAGUACACAAAGCUCUAAAGAGGGGUUGCUCAACUACAAAAUGUCUGGUGGCCAAUUGCGGAUGUCAUGGGCCUCUACAAUUGUGGAGAACACUGCAGAGAGUAAAUGGGCAUGCAGACUACAAUGGAUUGAACAUGCUUUGGCUCCCUACUUAUGUUUUGUCACUUUUACUCUCAGAUGGCAAUGACACUCCCUGAAACUGCCUUGCCCAGAUUCGUCUUCCCCUGUGUCCAGGUCCACUCAGGCCAACACAAUAAUUUUCCAGACCAAAACAGUCACUUAUUUUCCUCUUUUUCUUUUGCAGUUAAGAAAAGAAAUCUCUGCUCACACUGUAUCUGUGUUAAACCUAUAACCUUAAACACCAAUUAUGACUGUAAAUCAUAGGUUUUUCUCACUGUAUUUUAUCUAACCUUACUUUUCUCUCUGUUGCUUUACACAGAUCUUCUCUCAAAGACUAAAAUAAGUGGAGAUUUAGGAACUCAGACUUUGAUGGAGGUUUUUAUUCCAGAACUAGUUGAAAACUACGCUGGGAAUACGAACAAAGAUGAAUAUAGGUUCCUCUGUGAUCAUGCUGGUCAGUUUAUGUGCAAAUUGACCAGUCUUGUGUUUGAGAUGGAUGGGAAAGGGGAAGUGCUGUACAGAAUAGAGUCCUGGGACAGCUGUUACUUGGAUGGACUAGGACACCUGCAGCCUGCAGGACCUUUGUACAGUAUCGCCUGCCAUGAAGGCUCUAUCCGUCAUCUGCAUCUUCCACAUUGUGAGAUCUGUACAGAUGAGGUUAAAUUGAUUUCAGCACAUGUGACUGGUGGUAAUGUGGAACUUAUUCAGCCACUAAAAGUAACAAACACACAUGUCAUCAUAGACAUUCAAGUUCUCUCCUUAUUUGGCCUCUUGAAACGUAUUUCCCUAAAAUAUCCCAUCAAAGCCCAAGUGAUUUUGUUCUACAAAAAAAAAUAUGGAAAUUCCAGGAAGAGUAAACUGCAUAUACAUCUUUUGCCAGGCAAUGUGCCAGUUGAAGAGGUGCACAGACAGCAUAGGAGCAUGACAUACAUUGAGACAAGCUCCAAAUGUAAACUGACUUCUGGCAAAAAAUACAAGCCAUGUUGUAAAGAUACUGACCAUGACUAUGUAUUACAACCCAGGAUUGAGAAGUUUGAUUGUGACUAUGGCCCGAACUAUCAUCCUACAUUUGAGAUGUUCUGUAAAACUGAGGUUGAUAAAGUCACUGUAGGUCUUUUGGAUGAAAAUGACCAGGAAGUGUGGCAGCCCCGUUUGGUCUUGCUUACAGGUACAGAUGCAGCCACACCCACACCCACAUCAGAUACCACAGGUGCUGACUUUAUGGAUCGACACAUGAAACAUCUCAUUCAGAGAGUUUCUUCGGUAAUGGAGAUAGCAGACUGUUUAAAGAGCAAGAUGAUGAUUAGUAAUGAAAAGUACAAGGAAAUCCAUGCAGCAUCACCAUCAUGUGAGCAAAUGAGGCUCAUGUACGAAUGUCUCAAUACAGGAGUUGUGAAAGCAGAAGCCUAUAAAGUCCUUAAGGAGAAAGAUCCUUACUUAGUGGAUGAAUUGAGUAUGGAUUCAUCCUCCUAAUUUUAAUGGGUUUUUAAUUUGUUAUACAGUAUUUACUAACAGUUAAGAGUAUAUCUUAUAUGUAGUACAGCAUCAUAAAUCGUCGCUGUCGGGCAGAAACCUCCUACAGUAUGUCCAAAUUUUGUCAAUUUCAUAUUUUUUCGUAUAUCGAUGCUAUUGUUCAGUCCCCAUGUGGGUCUGUUAUUUAGUUAUUAACCAAUAUAAAGUCGUCUUGAAAAUAGCUUGAGUGCAAAUCUCUUAACUCCAUUGGACAUUUCAACUGUCCACCUCUUCUUCACUCCGUGGGAGAGCUUAGCGGCAUAUUUCUCCUCAAGAAGAGUCGUAACGAAUAAAC
Messenger RNA from Tachysurus fulvidraco (yellow catfish), 2990 nucleotides. RefSeq lists its product as uncharacterized. The transcript is spliced from 10 exons. Bases 1553 to 2656 code for a protein of 367 amino acids. The record is from RefSeq and is a predicted model, not a curated record. NCBI's taxonomy places the organism in Eukaryota, Metazoa, Chordata, Actinopteri, Siluriformes, Bagridae.